CAUCUUCAUAAACCUGAAGCAAAGACGAAGCCUUUGAGUUUUCUCUUUGAAAAUAGCUGAUUUUGAACCUGGAGCUGAGUUCCGUGUGUGAUUACUUAAUUUGAUUAUGGCUGCACCAAACGUUCGUAGUAGUAGCAGCUUCUCUCGCAACAUAUCAGUUGUGUCAUCGCCUCAAAUUCCUGGUCUCAAAAGUGGUCCUAAUGGCACAGCUUUUAUAUCGACUGGGAUUCGUGAUCUUGACAGGAUACUAGGUGGUGGGUAUCCUUUGGGAAGCUUAGUAAUGGUAAUGGAAGAUCCUGAAGCACCGCAUCAUAUGGAUCUGUUAAGAACUUUCAUGUCUCAGGGGCUUGUUAACAAUCAACCACUUCUUUAUGCUAGUCCUUCGAAAGAUCCAAAAGGGUUUCUUGGCACUUUGCCGCAUCCUGCAUCAUCCAAAGAGGAUAAGUCUACUGCGCCCGACCCUGAUCAGGGAGAGAGCUUGAGGAUUGCUUGGCAGUAUCGGAAGUAUUUGGAAAGCCAGAAGAAUUCUAUUGAUGAUUACUCCAAUGACUUUGAUAUGAGAAAGCCCUUGGAGAGGCAAUUUCUUAGUGGACGGCCGAUAGAUUGUGUCAGUCUGUUAGAUACUUCAGAUCUUUCCGUUGCUCAAGACCACUGCUCAACUUUUUUGUCAAAAUUUUCAAGAAGCAGCAGUAACAUUGCAUCCAUUGGUCGCAUCGCAAUCCAGUCAUUCAGCUCUCCCCUGUGUGAGUAUUCUGAUAAGGAAUCAGACAUGCUCUCGUUCAUAAGAUUGCUUAAAAGUAUGCUCAUGGUUUCAAAUGCGGUAGCCAUUGUUACUUUCCCGCCUUCCUUGCUCUCACCAUCUUCCUCAAAAAGACUUCAGCAUAUGGCAGAUACUUUGCUCUCUAUCAAAGCAAUUCCAGAUGGUGACAAAGAAUUGGAGAAACUCCUAACGGGAUACAAGGAUAUAAAUGGAUUCCUCAACAUACACAAGGUUGCUCGUAUCAACACACAGGUGCCUGUAAUUCUUGAGGCAAAAACCUUCUCAAUGAGCCUGAAGAAGAGAAGAUUCUUGGCUCUAGAGUGUCUGAAUCAAGCCCCUGUAGACGGGUCCAGUGGAACAUCAUAUGGCACAUCUGGCAGAGAGGUUAGGAAGGAGACAAUGGUUGGACCCUCACGGCCUCAGAUCGUUUUGUUUGGAUCUUCCAUUGUUCAGAUGAGCUUUGGCCAUGGUGGUUGGGGUGCCAUUCUUUCGGAGGUCUACGCUCGUAAGGCCGACAUCAUUCUGCGAGGAUAUUAUGGAUGGAACUCUUCUCGUGCUUUGGAAGUUGUCGACAAAGUGUUCCCCAAGGAUGCUGCAGUACAACCUUCUCUGGUAGUUGUCUAUUUUGGAGGAAACGACUCAAUGGCGCCUCACCCUUCUGGUCUAGGACCUCACGUACCACUUACUGAAUAUGUUGAUAACAUGAAGAAGAUCGCUCUUCAUCUUCAGAGCCUUUCAGACUCCACCCGUAUCAUAUUUCUUAGUUGUCCUCCAGUGGACGAGGCUAAAGUUCGUCAGAACCAAAGCCCAUACUUGAGCGAGGUAAUUCGCACAAACGACCUCUGCAAGACUUAUUCAGAUGCUUGUGUGGAGCUGUGCCAAGAACUCGGCGUAGAAGUAGUUGAUCUCUUCUCUACUUUUCAGAAAGCAGAUGACUGGAAAACUGUUUGCUUCACAGACGGGAUUCAUUUGUCAGCACAAGGAAGCAAACUAGUGGCGGCAGAGAUACUAAGAGUGGUUAAAGAAGCGGAAUGGAAUCCAUCACUUCACUGGAAAUCAAUGCCAACCGAAUUCGCCGAGGACUCUCCUUAUGAUCUUGUUUCAGCAGAUGGCAAACAGACAGGGUGUGUUUUAAGAGAUAUGGCCGCCGCAGCCGUUUCCUCUAACCCUCGCACCGUUGAAGAGAUCUUCAAAGAUUAUAGCGCUCGUCGUGCCGCUCUUCUUCGUGCUCUCACUAAAGAUGUUGAUGAUUUUUACUCUCAAUGCGAUCCGGAAAAGGAGAAUUUGUGUUUGUACGGACACCCUAAUGAGUCAUGGGAAGUGAAUCUACCAGCAGAGGAAGUUCCUCCUGAGCUACCUGAGCCUGCUCUUGGUAUCAAUUUCGCUAGAGAUGGUAUGCAGAGGAAAGAUUGGCUUUCUCUUGUUGCUGUUCACAGUGAUUGUUGGUUGCUCUCUGUUUCUUUCUACUUUGGAGCUCGUCUUAAUCGCAAUGAGAGGAAGCGGUUAUUCAGUCUGAUCAACGAUCUCCCAACUCUCUUCGAUGUAGUGACUGGUAGGAAAGCCAUGAAAGACAACAAGCCAAGCUCGGAUUCCGGAAGCAAAUCCAGAAACGGCACUAAGAGAUCAAUAGACGGGCAGACAAAGAGCUCAACACCAAAACUAAUGGAAGAGAGCUAUGAGGAGGAAGAAGAAGAAGACGAGCAUGGAGACACUCUCUGUGGGAGCUGUGGAGGUAAUUACACAAAUGAGGAGUUCUGGAUUUGCUGUGAUGUUUGUGAACGCUGGUACCAUGGAAAAUGCGUUAAGAUAACUCCGGCUAAAGCAGAGAGCAUCAAGCAGUAUAAAUGCCCGCCUUGCUGUGCAAAGAAAGGAAGACAGUGAUGGUGAUGAAUUGAUGAUGAUGAUGAUCUCUCAGAGAGACUCUGGUUCUCAUGUUUUAAUCAAUAUGUUAAUCAACU
Molecule: messenger RNA, 2718 nt
Organism: Arabidopsis arenosa
Lineage: Eukaryota; Viridiplantae; Streptophyta; Magnoliopsida; Brassicales; Brassicaceae
Source: the annotation of a GenBank genome assembly